ACUCGAGUGCCUGUGGGAACUAUCGCGGGUAUUGUUGAAAGAUUGUUAUUAAAAACGCCGGGAACAGUGAUAGGGUGUCUGGGAGCCGCCGGCAACGGUGGCGCGGGUAUUUGUGAUAGUGAUAAAAAUAGUGGAGAGGAUCCACUGCGAUUCAAUGCUAAUGACACGACGGUAGAAUCCGCUGUGGUGCAGGAGGUUGAGGUGGACGAGGUCAAGAUGGAAGUACCUGAGGAUCAUCUCGCGAGGGAGUAUGUCCAGGAGUUUGUUCUCGAUCAUCUCGAUCCUGCCGAUGUCAAACGCGAGGUGCGAAUAGGAUCGCCAGCAGUAAUGGUAAAUGGAAAUAUAGUUAGUCAAAUGCAUCAGGGAAUGACUUUAGCCCCGCUGACACCGCCCGCUCACGAAUUGGAACAGCCCCAUCCGUUAUAUGGACAACCGCACAUUCAGGUGCAGCACGGGGUGCUGGUUAAAGCACCGUCCGGCAUAUCAACGCACUUGACGACUCUAUCGCACCCGGGUACGCCGCCCGAUACACCGCCUAUAUCGGCGUCACCGCCACCCCUUCAGCUCCAUCAUCGCAAUGAUCGCGAUUUGCGGGAGAAGGGUGGACUGCUGGUGCAAUUGCACCAGCAGCAGCCGUUACUCGGUCAGGAUGAGAUGCAAAUUGGCACUGGGGGGAUGGGAUGGUUGACGCAGUCGUUGAGACAGGAACCACUUGAUUUGAGACCACAUUGUCCUCAAGAGCAGACACCUGAGCCGCCGCAUGAGGCUUGGUCUAAUCAUCCACAGUUUCAAGAGCAGAUACAGCAUUUACCGAGGCAUCUUAGACAUGGUGGUGGAUAUAUUUCCAUGUCCGGUCACCUCGAGUGUUACGGACCGAACGGUGACCACACAAAUGGAAUGCUCCCAACGAGCAACGGCGUCUCCUCCAGCAUAGACGAUUCCCAAGUUCGUUUUCAGGUUGCACGACCCCUGAGUGUCUGCUCAGCAGGUUCAAUCGGGGGCAGUGGACCGAGUCCUGGUCAUCCUGCUCAUCGCACGGGAACCAGCCUCUACUCCAAUUGCAAUGGCAGCAAUCCGCAGGACGAGCUCAUGGACGAUGAGGUGUUGAUGUCCUUGACAGUGCGAGAGCUCAACAAACGUCUCCAUGGCUGUCCCAGGGAGGAGGUGAGUAAGAUUGUCCGACUGAAGCAGAAGCGACGGACUCUGAAGAACCGCGGCUAUGCGCAGAAUUGCCGCAGCAAAAGGCUUCAACAGCGUCACGACUUGGAGACGACAAACAGAACAUUGAGUGCUGAGUUACAACAAUUGCGUCUGAACAAUGCGCAAUUGGUCCAGGAGCGUGAUAUGUACAAGCAGCGGUACGAGAUGAUGAGGGCGAGGCAGAAUCAGCAGCACAAUCACAAUCAGAAUCAUCAUCCGGCGCAACCCUCGCCGCAGCACAAUCGAUCAACGAAUCAUCAGCAGUCUCAUCUCCAGACAGCUCCAAUGGCUCAGGCACAACAACCAACGGCACCACCGGCACCAGCCAGUCCUGAGGUCUAUCUGUGACAUCGACAGCGCCGCAGUGGCGCUUGUUGGACGUGAAACUCAAUCAUAAUUAUGUGAAUCGGUCGGUGAAGUGAUGAAAAUGUUGAACUUUAAAUUUUUCAUGUUCUAUCAUUUCACUCUUCUGAACAAAUCCAUUAAAAAUUUAUCAUUGUUUUUAAUUUAUUGGUAGGGUAACGAGGACUUUACCAUUGGAGACAAAUCAUGCCAAUGUGUAUUUAGAUUAAUUCAAAUCUUUUGGAAUUUUGUGCAAUUGACAUGUGCAAUCUAGAAAAUUGUCUCUUUUUUUAUAGACAUUUUGGACAUUUGGAAAUGGGAGUUAAAAUCAUUGAUAUCUCCUGACUCAGUGCUGCAAUUUCAAAAAAUCUGGUCUCAUUUUGAAUGAAUCCAAAUUCGUUGAAUUUCACUCAAUCAAUCUCGAGAUAUUCAAGACUAAAGAAGAUCCUUAUAUCCUUUUUUCUUUAAUUCUGGUUCUAAUAUUUUUUAUGACGUUAACUAUGAUUACAAACAUCUGUUAUUUUCUUGUAACAUAAUCAAUCAAAUGGUAACAAUUUAUUAUUUUAAAAUGAAAGAUGUUUUCAUUCCUGUUAAUCUGUAUAUAAGAUGAUUAUACUUAUUAUGAUAAUAAAAGAGGAAAUGUUGUCAUCAACAGAACAACGUAAAUA
This is a messenger RNA of Diachasma alloeum, 2210 nucleotides long. RefSeq lists its product as uncharacterized. Gene Ontology annotation, biological process: regulation of transcription by RNA polymerase II. Bases 217 to 1548 code for a protein of 443 amino acids. Lineage: Eukaryota; Metazoa; Arthropoda; Insecta; Hymenoptera; Braconidae. The record is from RefSeq and is a predicted model, not a curated record. Gene Ontology annotation, molecular function: DNA-binding transcription factor activity, RNA polymerase II-specific; RNA polymerase II cis-regulatory region sequence-specific DNA binding. Gene Ontology annotation, cellular component: nucleus. The transcript is spliced from 4 exons.